AUGGCAUUUAAGAUUCUCGUAGCAUUAACCUUCGUUGCUGUUGCCAGUGCUGGUUAUGUGCCUGCUCCACAAGUAUAUCAUGCAGCUCCAGCAGCCGUUGUCAAGACUGUUGCUCCAUUAGCUUAUGCUGCUCCAGCGGCUGUCGUCAAAACAGUAGCUCCAGUCGCAUAUGCUGCUCAACCAGUUUUGGCAAAAGCAACUGAAGAAUAUGACCCACAUCCACAAUACAAAUAUGGCUAUGAUGUUCAAGAUGCUCUUUCCGGUGACUCAAAGAGCCAAGUUGAGGAACGUGAUGGUGAUGUAGUUCGUGGUGAAUAUUCCUUAAUUGAUGCUGAUGGUUUCAAACGUACCGUUCAAUAUACCGCCGAUCCAAUCAAUGGUUUUAAUGCUGUAGUCAACCGUGAACCUCUCGUCAAGACUGUCGCAGCUGUCAAAACUAUUGCUCCCGUUGCAUAUGCUUCUCCAGCUGUAGUCAAAACUGUUUCACCAGUGGCUCACUAUGCUUCUCCAGCUUUAGUUAAAACCGUUGCUCCAGCUUACACCACCUACUCUGCACCUGCUACAUAUGUCGCCCAUCACUAA
Messenger RNA from Teleopsis dalmanni, 582 nucleotides. Its product is annotated as larval cuticle protein A2B-like. The transcript is spliced from 2 exons. Bases 1 to 582 code for a protein of 193 amino acids. The record is from RefSeq and is a predicted model, not a curated record. NCBI's taxonomy places the organism in Eukaryota, Metazoa, Arthropoda, Insecta, Diptera, Diopsidae. Gene Ontology annotation, cellular component: extracellular matrix.